Messenger RNA from Penaeus vannamei (Pacific white shrimp), 1439 nucleotides. Its product is annotated as translation initiation factor IF-2. Lineage: Eukaryota; Metazoa; Arthropoda; Malacostraca; Decapoda; Penaeidae. The record is from RefSeq and is a predicted model, not a curated record.
AUGCAUUGGCGAUACAAGAAGUACAUCAUACUCCUAGGACACCUAGCAGUUCCGAAGGACUCGGCAGCGAAAGCGAGCGGCUCACGCUAUAUAAAGGAGUCUCCCCUGGCUGCCUCUCAGUGGCGUUUUCUCUCUCGAAGUGGCCAGGAUGAAGGGUGUGGUGCUGUGUUUGUGUUGGUUCGUGGCGCUUGGGGACCCCCCCAAGCAGCGGAGGUCCCCCAGGUGGUGGACAUCGCAGCGGCGUACGAGCAGUACCACCAGCUGUGGCUGGCCGAGGCCCAGCGGAAUUCUGUCGCCCCCUUGGCCCCCCACAAGCGACCGACGCAGACCGCCGCACCAACACAGGAGCAGCCGAGUAUGGCUCCCGAGCCGAUCGCUGAGGUGAAGCAGUCACCUGAGCCAGCGGCGGCGGAGCCAGAAGUAAAGCAGGCUGUUGCCCCGGAACCUGUCGCCCCGGCAGCCCCCGACGCAGAGGCCGCCCCUGACACUCUCGUCGCUGACGCGGCCACCGCCUAUGCUGAGUUCCACAGGUUAUGGCUGGCUGAGGCAGCCAGGAACGCCAUCGCCCCGACGGUCGGCCAACAGCAACCUGUAGCCACGCCGGCCGUGCAGAAAGAGCAGCCUCAGAUGGCAGUGCUGCAAGAUCAACCUGCAGAACAGCCGCAGCAGGCAGCGCCACAGGAGCAGGCGCAACAAGCAGUACCUCUAGAACAAGUAGAUGCUGCGGCGUUGGAGGAACCUGCACCAACUCCAGCAGAAACCGUGGUGGACCACGAAGCCGAGUUUGCUCAGUUCCACGCCCUCUGGACGCAGGAGGCCGCCAGGAACGCCAUUCCCCCCCAGGUGGGAACGCAGCCGACCCAAGCACAGCCUGAGACUCUCCAGCUGGUCGUCGAGGAGGCAGCCCCGAAGGCCGCGCCCCCAGCCCCUCUCGUCGUCAGCCCCGCGCCCUCCGCUGUCGUCCCGGCCAAUCCCUGGGCAGGAGGGCUCACUAACGUCCCCAUCGUUAUCCUGUUUCCCCAGAAUCCUUCAGGGGCGCCGUGAUUUCUUCAAAAGGGGACAUUCCUUUGUCGAGGAGGAUGUUGUUCAUGAGGAUUCUCGGUUCGGAUAUUUUACGAGAGGUACAAUAUCUUUAGGAUCCUUUUCUUCUACAAAGUAUUAGUUCCUUCAUUUUCCUCAUAAAAUGAGUAAUAAGAAUCAAAGAAAAACAGUAUUUAAUGGUUAUCUGAACUAAGGACUAUACACUCUACGUAAAUCAGUGUAUAAAUUGCUGGAUCAGUUUGCCAUUCGAGAUAUGAAGAAGCAAGAUCGCGUUUCCGAUUAAUGAAGUAACUGAUCUUUAUGGAAGGUUAUAUCCCCAGCCUCAGGUGUGCUUGUGACUACGUUGAGUAUCGCUGUUUAUAUGACUUUUUAAGAAAAUAAAACCAAAGAUAUAUAAA